Molecule: messenger RNA, 2860 nt
Organism: Notolabrus celidotus (New Zealand spotty)
Lineage: Eukaryota; Metazoa; Chordata; Actinopteri; Labriformes; Labridae
Product: tetratricopeptide repeat protein 30A-like
Exons: 20
Coding region: 150-2195 (681 amino acids)
Biological process (GO): intraciliary transport
Cellular component (GO): axonemal microtubule; intraciliary transport particle B
Molecular function (GO): protein binding; intraciliary transport particle B binding
Source: RefSeq, a predicted model, not a curated record
ACUUCCUGUUGCCUCCGUUGCUAAGUUACAGCUGCUAUGCGCUCCGUCCAUCCACUAACAGAAGCUAGCUUGAUGCUAUAUUUACGUUUCUUCGAGUACACACACUCCAGGUUUCCUGUUUUUAUUGUUGAAACAACUCGUUUGGAACCAUGACAGCUAUAAAAGACGGGGAAUACACGGCUACGAUCUACAAACUGAUUAAAGAAGGGCAGUACGUGGAAGCAAUUCAUAUCCUUAAUGGCCAACUCCAGAAACACACAAAGUCCAGGGCUGCACUAUCUCUGCUGGGCUUCUGCUACUAUCACAUCCAGGACUUCACUAACUCUGCAGAGUGCUAUGAGCAGCUGACCCAGCUGCACCCAGAGGUGGAGGAGUAUAAGGUGUACUACGCCCAGUCCCUGUACAAAGCUGGUGCUUAUCCCGAAGCCACCAAGGCCUCAUUCUCGCUGGAUAAUCCAAACAGUCACAGCAAGAUGGUAAAGCUGCAAGCAUGCAUCAAAUACUGUGAGGAAGAUUACUCUGCUGCCAAGUCACUACUGGAGCAGCUGCCCCAGGAGGAUGCAGACUACAUCCACAAUACGGGCUGCUUGCUCUACCAGGAUGGCAAGCACGAGGAGGCCUGCAAGAAGUUCACGUCUGCCAUGCAAGUGCUGGGAUAUGUUCCAGCGUUGUCCUACAACAUCGCCCUGUGUUACUACAGCCUGAAAAACUACGCUCAGGCUCUUAAGUACAUCGGAGAGAUCAUCGAACGAGGCAUCAGGGAGCAUCCAGAGCUGAGCGUGGGAAUGACGACCGAGGGCAUCGACGUCCACAGUGUGGGCAACACUCUGGUGCUUCAUCAAACCGCCCUGAUUGAAGCCUUCAACCUCAAAGCUGCCAUCGAAUACCAGCUGAAGAACUUGAAAGGAGCUCAGGAAGCUUUAACAGACAUGCCCCCCAGAUCAGAGGAGGAGCUCGAUCCAGUGACCCUCCACAACCAGGCUCUGGUGAACAUGGACGUUAAGCCGUCAGAGGGUUUUGAAAAGCUGGCCUUCCUGCUGCAGCAGCCCUCCUUUCCACCCGUCACCUUUGGAAACCUGUUGCUGCUCUACUGCAAACACGAGUACUUUGACCUGGCAGCUGACGUCCUGGCAGAGAACGCACACCUCACCUACAAGUUCCUCUCCCCGUACAUGUAUGAGUUUCUUGAUGCUUUGCUGACCUGCCAGACGGCACCAGAGGAGGCUUUCAGGAAGUUCGAUGAGAUGAACGGCAAACUAACUGAGCAGUUACGCAAGCUGGCCAAGCAGGUGCAGGAGGCUCGGCUUGUUCGAGACGAUGAAGUGCAGAAGAAAGCUUUACAGGACUACGACCUGAUGCAGGAAAAGUACAUUGUGGUCCUCAUGGCUCAAGCGAAGAUCUACUGGAACCGGGAGAACUUCCAGAUGGUGGAGAAGAUUUUCCACAAGUCGGUGGAGGUGUGCAACGACGACGACACCUGGAAGCUGAACGUCGCACACGUGCUCUUCAUGCAGAGCAAGUACAAGGAGGCCAUCGGCUUCUACGAGCCCAUCGUCAAGAAACACUACGAUAACAUCCUGAAUGUGAGCGCUGUGGUCCUGGCUAACCUGUGUGUGUCCUACAUCAUGACCAGCCAGAAUGAAGAGAGCAGGUCUAGACUGUACUCUAUGUGGCACGUCCACAGCAGCAGAGAUCCAGAGGAGCCUACGAGACAAGGGAGCUCAGGGACUCCAGAAAGGUCUAUGGCCGAGGAGCUGAUGAGGAAGAUCGAGAAAGAGGAGGAGCAGAUCUCCUACGAUGACCCUGAUAAGAAGGUCUUCCACCUCUGCAUCGUCAACCUGGUCAUCGGAACGCUGUACUGUGCCAAAGGGAACUACGAUUUCGGCAUCUCCCGUGUCAUCAAAAGCCUGGAGCCGUACAAUAAGAAGCUGGGAACGGACACAUGGUUCUACGCCAAGCGCUGUUUUCUGUCUCUGCUGGAGAACAUGUCCAAACACAUGGUCAUGCUGAGGGAUGCUGUGGUACAGGAGUGUAUUCAGUUCUUGGAGCACUGCGAGGUGUACGGUAAAGAGGUUCCUGCCAUCAUCGAACAGCCUCUGGAGGAGGUCCGCAUUCACAUCGGCAAGAACACCGUCACCUAUGAGGCCCGGCUGCUGAAGGCUCUGUUCUACGAGGUCAUUGGCUGGAAUAAGUGACAUCAUCAUCACACAGGUGUCAGCGAGAGGUUUGCAGACUUCCAUGAAGCGGAUGUGACGUCACUGAGCAGAGACAGCAAUUUCUGUGUCUAUCAUUGAUGCAAAAGACAAUGAGCAGGAGGCAGUCAUCACACACACACACACACACACACACACACACACACACACACAUACAUACACUGAUGUAUUUUGAGUUAAGCCUUCUGUACAAGGGAAUCAAAACGAUUUCCAGUUACUGACUUCAUUUGGGCAGCUUCUCUCUCCUCUCUCACACACACACACAUCCCAGGAAGGGCUUUUAUUUUGAAGUUGAGCAGGAGGAGUUGGGCCUCAACAGAUCUUAUGUAAUCAGUUUCUUUACUUCAACUGAGGCUCCUCUUCACAGAUGUCAAAGUCAGAGAUAUUUUGUUCUCAUCACUACCUUCUGAUAUGGAUGAUAACUUGUUAAAAAAAACAUAGCAUACUUUGUUUUAUCAGUUGUUUAUUCUCUAACAUGAAUUACAUGAUAACAUUUUGUAUGCAAGUUUAUUAACAUGAAUUCUAAGUCCAUGCAUAUACCCUCUGAUGUCAGUGCUGGCCCUCUCUACGGCUCUGUAUAUAAUACGUUUGUGGAAAACGAUUAUUUAAAUAAAAUAAAGAGUAUUAUUUUUGGAUGAAAACAGUAA